UCCGCAGAACCCGGAGCCCUCAAGGUGGGGAUAACAGCAGCCGCGGCCUGCAGGGGACGCCUGGACGUACGCACGGCCCCGCCCCGUCAUGUGCCCGCGGCGUCACGCCACACCCGGAAGCCGCGGCCAGAUCGGAGCCGACAGCAAUGAGCGGGGAGCAGGGGCCGGCGUCUGUAGCGCCCCCUCCCGGGGAGAUCGAACUGGGCCGUGGGGUCCGCAUUGUGGUGGAGUACUGUGAACCUUGCGGCUUCGAGGCGACCUACCUGGAGCUGGCGAGUGCCGUGAAGGAGCAGUAUCCUGGCAUUGAGAUCGAGUCACGUCUCGGGGGCACAGGGGCUUUUGAGAUUGAGAUCAAUGGACAGCUGGUGUUCUCCAAGCUGGAGAAUGGGGGCUUUCCUUAUGAGAAAGAUCUCAUUGAGGCCAUCCGAAGAGCCAGUAACGGAGAACCCCUAGAAAAGAUCACCAACAGCCGGCCUCCCUGUGUCAUCCUGUGACUACACGAUUCUGGGUUUCUAUUGUUUGGAAUCCAGCCUUGGUCUUCCCUUUGGUCCUGCUGAGGACUCCCUAUUGCCUCUUUCCUUUCACUUGGCUCCUGGGAGCUUAGAGACCCAAGCCUCCACUUUGCCCCUUUGGGUACCAGGAGGGAAACACAAACUUCUGUAGUCUUAGUGGUGGGAGAGAGAUUCUCUCGGCAUGCACAUUUGCACAGCCACCUUAGAUACCUUCCUAGGAUCCAGGUCCACUAAAGCCCACUCCCUUCUCCAGCUUACUCAUAACUCUCAGACACAACCACUGUUCUAAGUUACUUUCCACUAGUCCUAGGCAAUGUUAACUAUUAACAAUAAAGUGGCACUACAAACA
This is a messenger RNA of Manis javanica (Malayan pangolin), 861 nucleotides long. It is a transcript of the gene MIEN1, whose product is annotated as migration and invasion enhancer 1. Gene Ontology annotation, cellular component: cytosol. The record is from RefSeq and is a predicted model, not a curated record. Gene Ontology annotation, biological process: negative regulation of apoptotic process; positive regulation of filopodium assembly. NCBI's taxonomy places the organism in Eukaryota, Metazoa, Chordata, Mammalia, Pholidota, Manidae.